UCUGGGGGUGGUUUAUUGGGGUCAGGGGGCAUUUUAUUGGGGCUGGGGGUCUCGGUACCCCCUCUGACCCCCCACCCUUCCUCCCCCCAGUACGUGGCCUUCGCCUCGCUCUUCUUCAUCCUCAUCUCCAUCACCACCUUCUGCCUGGAGACCCAUGAGGCCUUCAACCGGGUCAUCAACAAGACGGAGACGGUGGCGGUGGGCAACGGGACAGGGACGCAGGUGGCGGUGGAGGUGGAGACCGAGCCCUUCCUCACCUACGUGGAGGGCACCUGUGUGGUCUGGUUCACCUUCGAGUUCCUCAUGCGCGUCAGCUUCUGCCCGGACAAGCGGGAUUUUGUCAAGAGCAGCCUCAACAUCAUCGACUUCGUGGCCAUCUUGCCCUUCUACCUGGAGGUCGGGCUGCGGGGCCUGUCCUCCAAGGCGGCCAAGGACGUGCUGGGCUUCCUGCGCGUCGUCCGCUUCGUCCGCAUCCUGCGCAUCUUCAAGCUGACGCGGCACUUCGUGGGGCUGCGGGUGCUGGGCCACACGCUGCGGGCCAGCACCAACGAGUUCCUGCUCCUCGUCAUCUUCCUCGCCCUGGGCGUCCUCAUCUUCGCCACCAUGAUCUACUACGCCGAGCGCAUCGGCGCCGACCCCGACGACGUGACGGGGAGCCGGCACACCUACUUCAAGAACAUCCCCAUCGGCUUCUGGUGGGCGGUGGUGACGAUGACGACGCUGGGCUACGGGGACAUGUACCCCAUGACGUGGUCGGGGAUGCUGGUGGGGGCCCUGUGCGCCCUGGCAGGGGUCCUCACCAUCGCCAUGCCCGUCCCCGUCAUCGUCAACAACUUCGGCAUGUACUACUCCUUGGCCAUGGCCAAGCAGAAGCUGCCCAAGAAGAAGAACAAGCAUAUCCCGCGCCCCCCCCAGCCCGGUUCGCCCGGUUACGGCCCCUCCGCAGCCCCCGCAGCCCCCCAGCCUGCGGCCCCCAACCCGCCUGGCAGUCCCCGGCCUCCCCGGAGGCCCCCGGCCCGCGACGCCUGCCCCUUGGCACAGGAGGAGGUGGUGGAGAUCAACCGGGCGGGUGAGUGA
Oxyura jamaicensis (ruddy duck) is the source of this 1077-nucleotide messenger RNA. Its product is annotated as potassium voltage-gated channel subfamily C member 1-like. NCBI's taxonomy places the organism in Eukaryota, Metazoa, Chordata, Aves, Anseriformes, Anatidae. The record is from RefSeq and is a predicted model, not a curated record. The annotation marks the transcript as partial. The transcript has 2 exons. Gene Ontology annotation, molecular function: delayed rectifier potassium channel activity. Gene Ontology annotation, biological process: potassium ion transmembrane transport. Gene Ontology annotation, cellular component: voltage-gated potassium channel complex; dendrite membrane; neuronal cell body membrane.